Medioppia subpectinata is the source of this 1459-nucleotide messenger RNA. Lineage: Eukaryota; Metazoa; Arthropoda; Arachnida; Sarcoptiformes; Oppiidae. The record is from the annotation of a GenBank genome assembly.
AGUGUAUGGGAGAAGUGAUGGGUUGUCGGGAGUCAUGUGUUUGUGUUAUGCAUUGAGAGGAGUGUUGUGUUUGUGUUGACUCAAUGAGCGUAGAGUUGGUGUGUAUUUCACAGACAGUAUUCACAGACAAUAUUUCAAUGUAUGGACUGAUCGCCAAAAAUGGCUGAUAUUUGUUGAUAUAAACGGUAGGUCUGUAUGUCUUCGCCCCUAAACUCAUCACUUAAUCGGCGUUUAUAUUGUUGUAAAUGACAUGAACUGAGCGUUGAAUCCAUUAUUGCAUUCAAAUGUGUGCUUCAAAUGAGUUGUCGUUUGGUUUGCAUUUGUGUUGAAUUGUGUGAAGAAGUGAUUGCAAUACAAGAAGUGAUAGUUUGAUCGAUCGGAUCAGUAGUUGGACUCAAUGGGCGCCAAACAGAGCACAAACUCGACGGCCAGUCCUUCACAUGUGUAUCAAAGUAACGGAUCGUCGCCUUCCGGACACCACAACCACUCCAUGGCCUCCACCUCGUCGUCGGCGACGGCCAGCGGCCGCUCAAACAGCACGAGAGUCACCGCCGGAUCCGCUAACACUCCCACCAGUCAUACCAAUGCUAGUGAUAUACAGACGGCCAGUGAUUGGCGGCAGAGGGCCCGCAGUCUGUCUUCGGUGUUGAGCGCAUCCCAGGCCAACGGCACGGCUAUACAUGUGCCACAAAUGCACUCCACUUUCGGUCUUUCCGUCUCUCCCGACGGCUCCGACACUUCCAACGACGACAACCUCUCAUUUGGUCGCGUCUUCUCUGCCCAUUCAUUACCCGUUCACUUGAUUUCAUUCAAUGGAAUCAAAUGUCCCGUUUGUUCAAAACUUGUAUUACCAGACGAUGUGGAGUGUCAUCUGGUUAUGUGUCUUACAAGACCGCGGAUCAACUAUAAUGAGGAUAUGUUAACUGAAGACAAAGGAGAGUGUGUCAUAUGUCUAGAAGAGCUCAUCAAAGGAAACACUAUCGCAAGGCUUCCAUGUCUUUGUAUAUAUCAUAAAAGUUGUAUCGAUGCCUGGUUUGAAGUGAACCGUUCGUGUCCUGAACACCCUUCAGACUGAUAUGAAAUGUAUAGAAAAAACAAAUAAAUAUAUGUUUUAUUUUUGUUUAUAAUAUAGAGAAACCGAUUGUUUUAUUAUUCACUAAAUUCUAUAAUUUAUAAUAUAUAUAAUAUAUGUUUUAAUAUUACAAAUGUUUUUAAUCAUUCGCUAAUCAAAUGAUAUGAACACUAAAAUGCUUUCCAAAAUGAAGUCAAAAGUGUUGUUCUUUGCAAUCUUUAAAUUACAUGAAUUAGAGAUCAUAUUUGGAAAGAAUUGCUAAUAAAAUGCCAUUUUUGGGUCAUUUCUAACCAUUAAUUCUAACCAUUGUUUGACAAAAACAAACAAAAAGGAUGAGAAAAAUUGUGUUUUAAAUAUUAAAUAAAUUUUAUAGAAUUUGUAAAAAAA